Puccinia graminis f. sp. tritici CRL 75-36-700-3 is the source of this 2392-nucleotide messenger RNA. RefSeq names its product lysyl-tRNA synthetase, class II. Gene Ontology annotation, cellular component: cytoplasm; cytosol. Gene Ontology annotation, biological process: lysyl-tRNA aminoacylation. The record is from RefSeq and is a predicted model, not a curated record. Bases 75 to 1793 code for a protein of 572 amino acids. The transcript has 10 exons. NCBI's taxonomy places the organism in Eukaryota, Fungi, Basidiomycota, Pucciniomycetes, Pucciniales, Pucciniaceae. Gene Ontology annotation, molecular function: lysine-tRNA ligase activity; tRNA binding; ATP binding.
ACAGCCCCCUUCGAUCGGGAAGGACAACCAGCACAGCACCCAACAAGUACGACUCCCAUGCUGCCCGGCGUUGAAUGCUCAAGACAGCCAUCAGAAUAUCAGCAAGACUACUAGCACAACAGAGAAACACAACCACACCCACACCCUAUCACCAACCCAGCUUCCACAUCAACCGUCUAAUCCAUUCCAGACGACCACCACCUCAUAUCAAGAUGACGGAGAAACUACAGCCCAACGAGCAAGGCCUCUACCUCGAUGAACCCUCCGGAGAGAUGGUCAGCAAGAGCGAACUGAAGAGGAGAGCCAAACUGAGGGAGAAAGAAGCCAAGAAAGCCGCCGAGAAGCCCAAAGCAGCUCCGCAAAGCUCGGCUAAGAAGGACACAGCAACUUCAGAAGAAGAGCUCUCACCUAACCAAUACUACGAACUACGAUGUCGGGCCAUCCAAGCGCUCAGGGAGGCCAACCCGCCCUUCUCCUCCACACCGAGCUCAGACCCAUCCCUGCCAUCGCCGUAUCCUCAUAAGUUUCAUGUGACGAGCUCGAUCCCAUAUUUCAUUAAGAAGUAUGCCGACCAAGUCCCCGAACCGGGAGAUCGAUUGGAAGAGAAGGAUCAGAUCAGUCUCGCUGGUCGAAUCCACAAUAUGAGACAGGCCGGCUCCAAGCUCAGGUUCUAUGACUUACACGGCGAAGGAGAAAAGAUCCAGAUCAUGGCAUCUUCCAAUGAUUCCAAGGAGCCCAACAAUUUCGAAGCGACUCAUGACAUCUUCCGACGAGGGGAUAUCGUCGGAGUGACUGGCUUUCCCUCACGAACCAAGAAGGGAGAACUCUCGAUCUCACCCAGGAGCAUGAUCUUACUCUCGCCUAACCUUCAUCAACUGCCUCGGGCGGAAACGACGAUCACCACCGAGGCCGGCACAACAGAGAGCAAGUUUGGGUUCAAGGAUCAGGAGCAGAGACAUCGUAAACGGUACCUCGAUCUGAUCAUGAAUAAGGAAGUCAGAGAUGUCUUCAUCACCAGGGCUCGGGUGAUCAACCAUGUCCGGCGAUUCUUGGACGACCUUGGAUUCUUGGAAGUCGAAACUCCGAUGAUGAACAUGAUCGCUGGUGGUGCCACUGCCAAGCCUUUUAUCACCCACCAUAACUCCUUGGGCUUGGACCUGUUCUUGCGGAUUGCACCCGAACUGUACUUGAAAGAGCUCGUCGUUGGUGGACUGGAUCGUGUAUAUGAGAUCGGAAGAGUCUUCAGGAACGAAUCAAUCGAUCUGACACACAACCCGGAAUUUUCGAUCUGUGAAUUCUAUAUGGCAUACGCAGACAUGUAUGAUCUCAUGCAAUUAACGGAAGCGAUGUUAUCAGGACUAGUGCACAAGUUAAACAACGGUUCUUAUAAGAUCAAGUACCAUCCUGAAGGACCUAAUAGUGAGAAGGUCUAUGAAUUAGAUUUCUCUCCUCCUUGGAAAAGGUUUAAUAUGAUCGAAGAACUCGAGAAACAGUUGAAGGUCAAAUUUCCAACAGGCAAGGAUUUCGAAGAUAAGGAGAAGAUCACUAAAUUCUUGGAUGAUCUGUGUGUCAAGCACAAUGUAGACUGUCCAGCCCCUCGAACCAACUCGAGAUUGUUGGACAAAUUGGUGGGCGAAUACAUCGAGAACCAAUGUAUCUCUCCCAGCUUUAUCGUCGGCCAUCCUCAGUUCAUGUCUCCCUUGGCCAAGCGUGACCGUUCCAAGCUUGGGCUAUGUGAACGAUUUGAGGCUUUCGUCGCAACCAAAGAAAUCUGCUUAUACGGAAUUGAAUGAUCCAUUUGAUCAACGUGAACGGUUCGAGGAACAGACACGACAGAAGGCAGCUGGAGAUGACGAGGCUCAAGGGAUCGAUGAAACUUUUAUCGAUGCGUUGGAACAUGGACUCCCACCGACAGGUGGAUGGGGAUUAGGAAUCGAUCGAUUGGUGAUGCUUUUGACCGAUAGUAACUCGAUCAAAGAGGUCCUCUGUUUCCCUGCUAACAAACCUUUACCAAAGGACUCUUCAUGAAGAAAAACAGUCUUAUGAUCGGCUUUGGUGUCUGUUUUUCUCUGCAUAUACCCAAUACUUGACCCAAUCCUUGGGCAAAAAUCAAAAUCACACUGUUCUUUUUUUUGUUUCAUCAGUUUCACACUUGAUUUGCUCCUUCAAAAAAAUAAAUAAAGUAACAGUAAGUAGCAAAUUUGGAAGUGAUAUCAAAUGGAAAGAUCCUCUGUGGGGGGUUUCGGUUAUGUCAGUGGGAGAAAUGAGUUUGACUGGCACAUAGUUAAUUGUGAUGUAUAUAGUUCAACCUGUACAAUUGCUACCAAUUGCAGAAAAUUCGACACUCUCGAAAUCACUCUAAAUUUUGGAAGAAAACAUGGUCAAAAGGAAU